Messenger RNA from Diplodia corticola, 1794 nucleotides. RefSeq names its product wsc domain-containing protein. The record is from RefSeq and is a predicted model, not a curated record. Bases 1 to 1794 code for a protein of 597 amino acids. The transcript has 2 exons. Lineage: Eukaryota; Fungi; Ascomycota; Dothideomycetes; Botryosphaeriales; Botryosphaeriaceae.
AUGCUCGUCGACAAGCUUGCCUCUGCCGCCGUCCUCGCCGGCUUGACCUCUGUGGCCCGCGCCAUUGACUGGAGCGCCAUCGACUACCAUGGCCACUACUUCCGACAGGAGUGGGUUGAGCCGCCCGUCGUCGUCGAGCGUCUGGAUCCCAUCUUGAACCCUGGCGCGCUUGCUUCCCACGUCCAUUCCUUCAUCGGUGCCAACGUCGUUUCUGCCGACACCGACUACGCCGACACCCAGGCUGCCUCCUGCAGCCAGGUCUACGUCAAGCCUGAUCACAGUCUUUACUGGGCUCCUGCUCUGUACUUCCAGGACCCCACCAACAAGACUUUCACUCGCGUCAAGGAGCACCAUCGUGUGCUCUACUACUUCAACCGCGCCGCUGACCCGGACACUGGCGCCGAGAGCUUCGACCUCAUCGAGGAGUUUCCCGAGGGCUUCAAGAUGAUCGCCGGUGACGCCAACCUGCGCGCCCCAGCCGCCACCAAGCAGCUGCAGGACUCCAUCGAGUGGUUCUGCCACGGCCCCGAUGUCAAGUCCAGCGGCUUUCCCGGCAACUUCACCUCGUGCCCCAACGGCUUCGCCGGCUCUGUCCGCUUCCCGUACUGCUGGAACGGUGAAGAGUUCAAUGCCGACGACCCGCACGCCCACAUGUCAUAUCCCAAGACCGACGCCGAGGGCAACGGUGCUCCCGACAGCGGAGCGUGCCCCACGACUCACCCGCACAUCUUGCCCCACAUCUUCAUCGAGUUCUGGUUCGACACGGAACCCUUCGAUGGCCUCUAUGAGAUGAGCGAUCAGCCGUGGGUGGUUUCGAAUGGUGAUCCCACCGGCUAUGGCUUCCACGCCGACUUCCUGAACGGCUGGGAGAAAGGCGUGUUGGAGAAGCAGAUGAAGGAGUGCAACAUUGGUGAAUCCGGCGAGCCGCUGGAGAACUGCUUCGAUACUUGGAAGAAGGAUGGGCAGGAGGACCUUCGUGAGAACUGCUCACAGAAGACGUCGGUCACCGAGGUGGUCGAUGGUUGGCUCGAUGCCCUGCCCGGCUGCAACCCACUUCAGUAUGGUCCGGAGAAGGCCGUCAUGAAGACCAAUUGCGGCGACACUGCAACCAUCAACUCCGAUGGCGCUUCCAGUGCUGGCACUUCCAGCUCCGCUGCUGCCUCGGCUGCCGAUAGCUCAUCUUCGGAGACAGCUUCAGCCCAAGAUGCCCCCGUCGCGACCGCCAACUCUGCAUCGAUUUCCUCCUCGAAGACGUCUCUUGCUGUGACGCCUGUCGUCACUGAGGAAGCAGCCUCCACCACUGACAGCAACGGGAACGUCGUGUACGUCACUGUCACUUCCUACUAUACCGCCUAUGACGCCGCGCCAACGGCCUCUGCUGCUGCUACAUCUGCGUCCAACGGCAAUGUCACGCUCCCUGAUGGCUGGACGAGCUCAGGCUGCCAUAGCGAUGCCGUCUCUUCGCGUUCUCUGUCUGGGAAGGUGCUCGCUUACUGGGGCGAACCCAUCACGUCAUCUGGCUGUGCGAAGUAUUGCAACGAGCAAGGAUUCAGCAUUGCUGGUACCGAGUAUGGUGAGCAGUGUUUCUGCGGUAACACCCUGACCCAGAGCGAGGUGCUUGACUCUACCAAGUGCGAUAUGGAGUGCAAAGGUGCUGCUGGAGAAAUCUGCGGUGGAGAGGGAGCUUUGAGCAUCUUCCUGAAGGAUGGAACGAGCCUCAAGAGUAGAAAGAGGAGCCAGCACUUCCACAGGCAUGUUGGCGGCGGCGCGAGCGUCCGCAGAGGGUUCUUCUAA